Messenger RNA from Soboliphyme baturini, 704 nucleotides. The record is from the annotation of a GenBank genome assembly. NCBI's taxonomy places the organism in Eukaryota, Metazoa, Nematoda, Enoplea, Dioctophymatida, Soboliphymatidae.
AGCUUGCUAACGAUAACCGUACAGGCGUGGAUGUACUCGUAGAAGCUAAUCAUCUUUUUGAUGUUCAUCAUCUUGUAUCGGUUAAUGAACUCAGGACGGGUGUCGAAACGACGAAAGGUGAUGGUGAAGUCGCAGAAGUUCACAAACCUGUAAGAUGUGAGCAGCCAGCAGAAAUUGAUGAAUCUAGAGAAUUCAAUACAUUGUUAGCAGAUGAUGUGAUUUCACAAGGACCGAUUCUGCUCCCAGCAUCCACAAAAAUAACGGAAAAUAGUGCUGAAAUUGCGGAAAAGCAUCGGCAUGAAGAAGAUAAUCUUCAAGAAAAUGAACUAGAAGAAGAGGAGCUUGAAGUUGAUGGACAAAAAGAAUCUGAAGAGCACAAUCAGCCGACAGUGAAUGUAGACGUGACUCAUUUGUCUUCGCUGUUGGCAAUUCUUCGACAAGAAUUAGCGGCCUGCUCGAAAUCUCCUAUCCGUAAAACCAAUAAUAAAGUUCAGAUACACCGCUACGUGGCACCGUACUUCAAGGACCGACGCCUUAUGUUUCCUCCACGCAAUCCAGAUUCGAUUGAGAUGGUAAGAAUGAAUAUCAUUGAUGCUGCGGCGCCACCUAUGAGAGGGUGGAAGUUGGAAGAAGCAAAUAAACUUCAGCAGGCUGUCAAAGCGGCGGUAAAGAAGAAACUUUUGGUUCCUCUCGAAAGUCGGUAA